Molecule: messenger RNA, 1918 nt
Organism: Oppia nitens
Lineage: Eukaryota; Metazoa; Arthropoda; Arachnida; Sarcoptiformes; Oppiidae
Product: rhotekin-2-like
Exons: 5
Coding region: 107-1786 (559 amino acids)
Biological process (GO): mitotic cytokinesis; actomyosin contractile ring assembly; septin ring organization
Cellular component (GO): actomyosin contractile ring
Source: RefSeq, a predicted model, not a curated record
GUGUUUGUUUGUGAAACUUGGUGGACAUUACUAAACAGUUAUUUCAUUUAAAUUAUAAAUAAAUCAUUGCAAGUAUUUAUACUGAACUAUCCGACGCUAUCAUAAUAUGGGUGCCAAUAAUGUUAAGAGCAGUGGUGGUCAACAAACAAAAUCCCGAUCACUGUUGAGACUGUCCUCCAAAUCGUUGAACAGAUCUCACGGUUACGCCUCAUCUAACAAACUGUCCUCUAAUAAUAAUUACAAUUUAAUGCCAGAAUUGGACAUCUAUUUUAUUAGACAAAUAGCUAGAAGUUUAAGAGAGUAUGAUUUGGAGCAGAAGAUUGAUUUGGAGAUAAAGAUGAGAGAGGGAACCACCAAAUUGUUGGCCGCCUGUAAACACUCCAACCAAACCCUAGAAGCGGCCAAAUCUUUGCUCACAUCCAAUGAACGGAUGAUCGCAUAUAUGAGUGAACUUCAGCGCCGAAGAGCCGCCGAAAGACAGCUAAACAAAGUGGACCUCAAAAUGAAAUAUUUGAACCCUAAAGGCGACGGCGGAAAAGCAAAAGUUUCAGUUUCUGAUAUCCGGAUGCCAUUGAUAUGGAAAGACUCGGAUCACUUCAAAAACAAAGGAGAUUAUCGACGGUUUGCUGUAUUUUGUCUGCUGAAGAUCGGCACAGAAAUAUACGACACAAUUAUGGUAACAAAUGUGGACAGAAGUACGACAGACAUCCAAUUUGAUGACAUUUGUGUCUUCCAAAACAUUCCUCCGGAUUUCGAGUUUCGACUGGAGGUCUAUUCGCGUGUUCUUCACGAAGAUCUUAGCAUCGCUUCAACGCCCAGAAAGUUAUCUAAAAAAAUCUCUACUUCGGUAUCGAAAACAUUGGGCCGAAAGUUGGCCGCUGCUGUCAAAGAUGAUAUGGAUUCGGAAACGGGUCCAAAGUUUCAUUUGGUGGCCACCGCAACACUGCGUCUUAAAGAUGCGUCCGAUGCCAUCAAAACACAUGAUCUGGUGAUUGAAAAUCUGGAGAACAGGCACUGGCAGUUACCAUUGUUUGGCCAUUUUUGCUGUCGACUAGCCGUACAACCCGAUUGUCAGAAUAUUGAACGCAUCGCCGGUUACUUGAAAGUCAAAGAGGCGUCCAUAAGAGCACAAAAGAUUGAAUCAAUAUAUUGGGCGUCACUCAAGAACUUCCAACUGAAACUGUGGUCUAAAAAGUACGAUAGAAACAGUUCAUCGAGUUAUGGAUCAAAUAAGAAACGUUUUGAUGGAGUUGACGCUGAUGUCGUGAUUCCCAUUACUAACAGGACUAAAGUAAAUUGCGGAUCAAAUGCGCUAACCAUUAGUAGUGACGACAAAUGCUAUGUAAUGCUAAAUGACAACGGAAUGAGUGACGUUAGGUUAUGGGCCAAACAUUUGGAACAAACCAUACAAGACUUUGCUGUCUGGGAAUCGGUAGCUGAAUAUCAUAUGCCUAUCCCAUCUCCAUCGCCCACCAGAGCGCCCAUGUAUUUGAAAAACAGAAUUCCCGGUUCACUGUAUGACGAGACACCCAUUCAAGAUCCGCAAACACCUAACUAUAAGAGCAACGGAACCCUUCCUCGACGUGUAUCUCACGGCGAUUCCCUUCGCUCGAGAUCUUCAUCUCUAUCCUCUUCGUGUACUAACAGUUCGUCGGUAACCAGUAGUGGCAAACACUCGUCACAGGCAUCACCAACACAGACCUACACCGACCAUCAAAUGGAUUGCAAACAUAAUUUCCUAUUUUUUCAAACGUCAACCCCUAGAAAGCCAUUAAUGAACUAUUAAUUAAUUAAUUAAUCGCAAAAAUUAUUGAAAAUUUACAAAUUUAUUGAAUUUCUAUUGAGAAUCUGUGCUUAACUUUAUUUUUCUUUAGAUUAUUAUUAUUAAUAUCACUAUUUUCAAUGUUUGACAAUCAUU